This is a messenger RNA of Paramuricea clavata, 345 nucleotides long. The record is from the annotation of a GenBank genome assembly. NCBI's taxonomy places the organism in Eukaryota, Metazoa, Cnidaria, Anthozoa, Malacalcyonacea, Plexauridae.
AUGUUUGAGAACCACGACGUAUUACACAAUGACGAACAAAUGGAAUAUGGCCUGCCAGGACAAGAUCAAUCUACUUCAUCGACUUCAGUUACAAAAGAACCCAAAUGCCAUGAUAUCCAAAAUGCGUCAGGAAACAUCGACCAACCGGAGAACCCGACCUCUAUUGUUUCUGAUUAUAAUAAACAACCUGCAGAGACUAGUUCUCAAGAAAACGUAACGAAUGCCGAAAAUGAUGAGCAAGAUUGCAUCCCUACACCACCAUCAUCCUCUAUUCCGUCUGAUGAUGAUCCUAUCCCUACACCAUCAUUAAUUGGUCCACAAGCAGUCAAGGUUGCUGCAUCAAUU